Odocoileus virginianus texanus is the source of this 3023-nucleotide messenger RNA. The record is from RefSeq and is a predicted model, not a curated record. NCBI's taxonomy places the organism in Eukaryota, Metazoa, Chordata, Mammalia, Artiodactyla, Cervidae.
AAAGAAAUUUGUACCUGGGUUGAGGAUGGUGACUACAUGCUGACCACAAGCACAUUGACCUGAGUCUUCCUGGAACCAAAAGGUUGCUGAUGAAGAUUCCUGAAGCAUUGCCUUGUUAACUUACUACCAACCAAUCAGAAGAAAGUAGCUGGUGGAAAUUAAAGUUACAUUGCCCUGCUCUUUCCACGUUCAGCGGAACCACUUAUGGACUGUUCACUGGUGAGUGUCGGGGGUCCUGGAAGUGUUUUGCUGCUAUUCUUCCUGGACUUGGUACCUGGAAACCGUUCAGAAACCCUCAGCCCAGGUUUACAAGUCCAGGUCAGAGAUAACUUGAAGAGAUUUCCAUUUUGGGCACCCACUGGACUGAGAAGUUGUCUUAAGUUCAUGGGAAAGUCCACACAGAUGCUUGAGCAUGCAGUUGAGAUGGGUGUGUUUUAGAAUUUGUAUGUCUCUGUUAAAAGUCUGGUAAGAACAGAGAGCAAGGGGACAAGAGCUAGGGUAGACUGGUAGUAUGAGAAGAUGGGUUUCUGUUCUGAGAAUGAUAGUGGAAAUAGAAUUUUUGGAAUGGAGAGGAAAAGUGAUGUGACUUAGGUUUUAAGAGGCUGCCUCUGGCUGCAGAGUGCACAAUCUCUUGGGGGAGAGGAAGACAAGAGAAAAUCAAAGGAAAAAAAAAAAGAUAAUCAAAGGACUGUCUUAAUUUUCCAGAUUUGCAUUGGUUAUAGCUGGAUCAAAGUGGUAGAUGUAAAGGUAGGAGGAAUAUUUGGAUUUUAAGUAGAGGCUAACCAGAUUUUCCAAUAUGGAGGGCUCACAUGCCUCCAAAGUCUUUUUAUUUGCAUCUGGAAGAGUGGAAGUGUCAUCAACUGAUUUGGGAAAGUCAGUGGUUUUCAGUGAGAGUAUUAGGAAUUGAGUUUCAGCCCUGUUGAGCCUCAGAUGUUCCAGUGACUCCCAAGUGUAGGAGACAAGUGGAUGACUGAACAUGUAGAUCUAGAGUGCGGGGGAGGCUUCAGGAUGCCAUUAGGGGACAGAGGAGGAGAGGGGGUACUGUCACAAGACAGACAAGAGGAGUGGUCAUCAUCGAGAAGGGAAGGGGAAGUCCAGAUAGUAGGUCAGGUUUCUUUGGGAGAAUGGCUUUGAAAUUGAUGCAGAAUGAAAGCAGAAAUGGAGAAGAAGUGAUAGCAAAGUCAGGCUGGUGCAUAUUUCCCUUCCUGUGACUCACCUGGCUUUUGUGGUUGAACUUGGGAAGUUUGUGACAGGAUGUCAGAUGAGUUUACUGAAGAUGUGUCAAGCAGGUGUGUUCAUAUAACACCAUUUUAAAUGGGUGUUAUAUGAACAAAGAUUGUACCUGUUGAAAAGACAUAAUGUGCAGUAUGGAAGUGUAGCUGGACCAGGGGUAUCUAGAUAUGCAUGUUGUGACUGAGGAUAAAGUCAGGACCAAGGGCUGGUAGGGAAACCUUCAGAACAGGGCUGGGGAGCUACCAGUGAAGAGUUGGGGUGUGGUGGGAACCUGUUACAUUGACAAGGAUUUUCUGUUGCCAUGUGCAGAAGGGUCUAUGAGGAGACAGGAGAUAUACCAACUUUGUGGUCCAGAGUAUGGACUGGGGUUAGGGUACUUACGGGAUCCUAGGGAGAGAGGCUGCUUAUGCACACACUGUCCCCAUCAUCCCAGGGCCCUGUGACCUUUGACGAUGUGGCUGUGUACUUUUCCCAAGAGGAAUGGAGGCUCCUUGGUGAGGCCCAGAGACUCCUGUACCAUGAUGUUAUGCUGGAGAACUUUGCACUGGUUGCAUCCCUGGGGUGUUGGCAUACAGCAGAGAAUGUUUCUGUAGAAGUGCCGCAGAGAAAUACCAAAAAGACAGACCUGUCCAGCCAGAAGAUCUGUCCCUGGGAGAUGGGUAACCUGGCCUUAGAAGGUGGUUUGUGUGUACCCGAGGCCCUGCGAACAAACCCUGGCCAGACACUGUGUGGGACAGAUGUGAAAUCCCACCAGCACGGUGGAGAGAAACUCAUGAGAAGAGAUUUGGGUAAGGCCUUAUUGAAGAACUGCACAGUCCAUGCAUUGGAGAAGGCUUCUGUGUGCCAGGAGGUGAGGAAGGAUUUCCCUGGUAGCUCUGGCCAUGUCCAGCACCAGGUUAAACCACAAAUGAUGGAGUUUGUAGCAGAGUUUCACAAUGGAGAAAAGCGUUUCAAGUGCAAUGAGUGUGGGAAACUCUUCUACCGGAAGUCUAGGCUUGCUCAGCACCAUAGAGUCCACACCGGAGAGAAGCCUUAUGAAUGCAGUGAGUGUGGGAAAGUCUUUAGAUGCAGCUCCAGCCUUGCUAUACAUAGAAGAAUUCACACAGGGGAAAGGCCUUAUGAGUGUAGAGAAUGUGGAAAAUUCUUUAGGCAACACUCCCAGCUUGUUGUGCACCAGAGAAUUCACACUGGAGCCAGACCAUAUGAAUGCAGUGAAUGUGGGAAAACAUUCAGUACUAAAACCAAACUUGAUCAGCACUGGCGAGUCCACACCAGAGAGAGGCCUUAUGAAUGUGGAGCAUGUGGGAGAACUUACACCUGUAAACGCAUGCUUGAGCAACACCAGCUAGUCCACACUGGAGAGUGGCCUUAUGAGUGCAAUGAGUGUGGGAAAGCCUUUAGGUACUUUUCCAGCCUUUUUAUGCAUAGAAGAAUUCACAGUGGGGAAAGGCCUUAUGAGUGUAGUGAAUGUGGGAAGUCUUUUAGGCAAAAGGCCCACCUUCAAGGCCACCAGAGAAUUCACAGUGGAGCAAAGACUUUUGAGUGCAGUAAAUGUGGGAGAUGUUUUAGCCAAAAGUCUGUUCUUACUAAACACCAGAGAGUCCACACUGAAGAAAGACCUUAUAAGUGUAGUGAAUGUGCGAAAUGCUUUAGGGAUAGAACUAGUCUCAUUAAGCACCUGAAUUUACACUGGAGAAAAGCUACCUAAAUGCACUGAAUGUGGAGAAGUUUUUAGCCAAAGUUCACCGGAAAAGAGUUUCACACCACAGAAGGGCCUCACAAGUACAGUA